Molecule: messenger RNA, 1257 nt
Organism: Argiope bruennichi
Lineage: Eukaryota; Metazoa; Arthropoda; Arachnida; Araneae; Araneidae
Product: transcription factor E3-like
Exons: 8
Coding region: 454-1212 (252 amino acids)
Biological process (GO): regulation of transcription by RNA polymerase II
Cellular component (GO): nucleus
Molecular function (GO): RNA polymerase II cis-regulatory region sequence-specific DNA binding; DNA-binding transcription factor activity, RNA polymerase II-specific; protein dimerization activity
Source: RefSeq, a predicted model, not a curated record
CCGACUGGAACUCCCCCAAACACCAAAAAAACUGUAAUGGUUGCACAGAUUGAGUCUAGAUUUCGGAUGUUGUGUUUCAUUACAUCGUAAAGGUCAGUUUCUCUAUUUUUAAAAUCAAUAAAGUAUUUGAGCUUCAAAUGAGUUAAAUGACAGGUUGAAAUAAGAAUAUUUCUGCUACUUCCGUAUUAUGAAAUCUUGAAAAAAAUUAUCUAAAUAUGUUCUCUCAAACAGAUAUGGAAGAUGGGAAAGGCCGAAUGCAAAUUAAACCAACAAAAAUAAAAUGCAUCUCAUUAUCAUUGGUAAAGGUCAACAGAAUCUUCUGAAGAUAAUCUGAGUAAUCCAAACAGGACUUCAUAUCUAGCUGUUUUCAAAGACAAAAUUGAAAUCAAGCGCAGACUGUUGAAGGCUCAGGAGGAUCUUGUAAAAAAUUCUGGUGAUGAAGUUUCGAAAUUCAUGUUAUCUGCUAUGGAGUCGGAUGCCAGCUACUCAACUUUAUCUAAUGAAUCAAAUUCGGCAGAUGAAGAGAUGGAUCCAGUAAAGAACCAAAGUGAUCCGUUUCCAACUACUGCAAUAAACGAGAAAAAUGGCAUCAAAAAAGUUUAUCUCCAGAAACAUUGCAUUUCCUUGCACGCUCUUGCCAAGGAUCGACAAAAGAAAGAUAAUCAUAAUAUGAUUGAAAGAAGAAGAAGAUUUAAUAUAAAUGACAGAAUUAAGGAACUUGGUACAUUACUGCCACGACAAAAUGACCCAUAUUAUGAACUCGUUCGCGACCUCAGACAUAACAAGGGAACUAUUCUCAGAGCGUCUGUGGCUUACCUACGGUGCUUAAAAAAAGAUGCCGCAAGAAUUCCUGAUAUGGAAAAGAAGCAGCUCAUUCUAGAAAUUCAGAACAGAAAUCUCCAGCGUAAAGUUCAUGAAUUGGAGAACAAACUUCAAAAAUGUGGUGUACCAGUAAUUUCUAAUACCUCCACAUGCAGUUCACCUCUCGAUGAAUUGACUCUCAGCUUUAAAUCAGAACCUUGCACUGUGUUUUUAAAUGAAAAAAAUGGAUCUACACCACCAACUAGUCCUAGCUCAAGUGGAACAAGUCCUCAUCGAAACUAUGAUGAUCUCAUCGACGAAAAUGGACUCGUAGGUUCCAAUGAUGCACUACUGUGCACUUCACAAGAUCCUUUACUCUCAUCUUCUCAAGAAUUUUAUAUGACAUUCUAGACUUUUACAUCAAUUUCGUUCAAAAUAAAUGCCAUUUCAUAUAAA